AAGGACUCAAAAGAUGACAAAGCGUGAGAGCUGGAAGGCAGCUGUAACCAGCGUAGUCCUUCCUACCUCCCUUUCCACAGAGGAGAAAAUUGAGGCCCUCGUUUGGGUUUUCCAGCGUCCGGGGUUUCCCAGUCUCGUCCCUCAAGCCCCCAGGGGCCACUCCUGCGUCUCUAGCCCGCCACCAUUCCCGGACGCUCCCACCCGGGCCACAGGCUAAGGCUGCCUGGGAGUCCCGGGGGACCCCGCCGUCGGGGCGGCACCUACGCGCGCAGCACCGCCCCGCCUCGCCGCCGGGGGUCCGGCCGCGGCCGCCGCUGCGCACUCGCCGGGAAGCCCGCGGCCGAGGGCGGAGGCGGGGAGGGAGCCGGGCGGCAGGGAGGGGUGCUGGCGCGAGCUCGCGCGCUGUGUAUGGUCUAUCGCAGGCAGCUGACCUUUGAGGAGGAAAUCGCUGCUCUCUGCUCCUUCCUGUAGUAACAGCCGCCGCCGCCGCCUCGCCAGGAGCCCGGGGCUGGAGUGAGAGCCGCAGCCCGAGAACCGGCCCCGCCGCCGGACGACUCGACCCACCAGGUGAUCGACCAUGGCGGGCUGGAUCCAGGCCCAGCAGCUGCAGGGAGAUGCCUUGCGCCAGAUGCAGGUGCUCUAUGGGCAGCACUUCCCCAUCGAAGUCCGCCACUACUUGGCUCAGUGGAUUGAGAGCCAGCCGUGGGAUGCCAUCGAUUUGGACAAUCCCCAGGAUCGAGCCCAGGCCACCCAGCUGCUGGAGGGCCUGGUGCAGGAGCUGCAGAAGAAGGCUGAGCACCAAGUGGGAGAAGAUGGGUUUUUACUGAAGAUUAAGCUGGGGCACUACGCCACGCAGCUCCAGAACACAUAUGACCGCUGCCCCAUGGAGCUGGUCCGCUGCAUCCGGCACAUUUUGUACAACGAACAGAGGCUGGUCCGAGAAGCCAACAAUUGCAGCUCUCCUGCUGGGACCCUGGCUGACGCCCUGUCCCAGAAGCACCUUCAGAUCAACCAGACAUUUGAAGAGCUGCGACUCAUCACACAGGACACAGAGAACGAGCUGAAGAAGCUCCAGCAGACUCAAGAGUACUUCAUCAUCCAGUAUCAGGAGAGCCUGAGGAUCCAAGCCCAGUUUGCCCAGCUGGCCCAGCUGAACCCCCAGGAGCGGCUAAGCCGGGAGACAGCUCUUCAGCAGAAGCAAGUCUCACUGGAGGCCUGGCUGCAGCGCGAGGCCCAGACUCUGCAGCAGUACCGCGUGGAACUAGCGGAGAAGCAUCAGAAGACCCUGCAGUUGCUGAGGAAGCAGCAGACCAUCAUCCUGGAUGACGAGCUGAUCCAGUGGAAGCGGCGGCAGCAGCUGGCUGGGAAUGGAGGCCCCCCCGAGGGCAGCCUGGACGUGCUGCAGUCCUGGUGUGAGAAGCUGGCCGAGAUCAUCUGGCAGAACCGGCAGCAGAUCCGCAGAGCCGAGCACCUGUGCCAGCAGCUGCCCAUCCCGGGCCCCGUGGAGGAGAUGCUGGCGGAGGUCAAUGCUACCAUCACGGACAUCAUCUCAGCCCUGGUGACUAGCACAUUCAUCAUCGAGAAGCAGCCCCCUCAGGUCCUGAAGACCCAGACCAAGUUUGCAGCCACCGUGCGCCUGCUGGUGGGCGGGAAGCUGAACGUGCACAUGAACCCGCCCCAGGUGAAAGCAACCAUCAUCAGCGAGCAGCAGGCCAAGUCUCUGCUCAAAAACGAGAACACCCGCAACGAGUGCAGUGGGGAGAUCCUGAACAACUGCUGUGUGAUGGAGUACCACCAAGCCACAGGCACCCUCAGCGCUCACUUCAGAAACAUGUCCCUGAAGAGGAUCAAGCGAGCUGACCGGAGAGGCGCAGAGUCUGUGACGGAGGAGAAAUUCACGGUGCUGUUUGAGUCUCAGUUUAGCGUUGGCAGCAAUGAGCUGGUGUUCCAGGUGAAGACCCUGUCCCUCCCCGUGGUUGUCAUUGUUCACGGAAGUCAGGACCACAAUGCCACUGCCACUGUGUUGUGGGACAACGCCUUUGCUGAGCCGGGCAGGGUGCCAUUCGCCGUGCUGGACAAAGUGCUCUGGCCGCAGCUGUGCGAGGCGCUCAACAUGAAGUUCAAGGCAGAAGUGCAGAGCAACCGGGGCCUGACCAAGGAGAACCUCGUGUUCCUGGCGCAGAAACUCUUCAACAGCAGCAGCAACCACCUGGAGGACUACAGCAGCAUGUCCGUGUCCUGGUCCCAGUUCAACAGGGAGAACCUGCCGGGCUGGAACUACACCUUCUGGCAGUGGUUUGAUGGAGUGAUGGAGGUGCUCAAGAAGCAUCACAAGCCCCAUUGGAACGAUGGGGCUAUCCUGGGCUUUGUGAAUAAGCAGCAGGCCCAUGACCUGCUCAUCAACAAGCCCGAUGGGACCUUCUUGCUGCGCUUUAGUGACUCAGAGAUCGGAGGCAUCACCAUUGCCUGGAAAUUUGACUCUCCUGACCGCAACCUGUGGAACCUGAAGCCAUUCACUACGCGGGAUUUCUCCAUCCGGUCCCUGGCUGACCGCCUGGGGGACCUGAGCUAUCUCAUCUACGUGUUCCCUGACCGACCCAAGGACGAGGUCUUCUCCAAGUACUACACUCCAGUGCUAGCUAAAGCCAUUGACGGAUACGUGAAGCCGCAGAUCAGACAGGUGGUCCCUGAGUUUGUGAACGCAUCUGCAGACUCCGCCGGGGGCAGCGCCACGUACAUGGACCAGGCCCCGUCCCCCGCCGUGUGCCCCCAGGCUCACUAUAACAUGUACCCUCAGAACCCUGACCCUGUCCUCGACCAGGAUGGAGAGAUCGACCUGGAUGAGACCAUGGAUGUCGCCAGACACGUGGAGGAACUCUUACGUCGCCCGAUGGACAAUCUGGGCACUUCCCUUACUCCCCCAGAUGGCUUUUUCACCACUGCCAGGGGCUCACUCUCCUGA
This is a messenger RNA of Elephantulus edwardii (Cape elephant shrew), 2962 nucleotides long. It is a transcript of the gene STAT5A, whose product is annotated as signal transducer and activator of transcription 5A. Gene Ontology annotation, biological process: regulation of transcription by RNA polymerase II; response to peptide hormone; cell surface receptor signaling pathway via JAK-STAT. The record is from RefSeq and is a predicted model, not a curated record. NCBI's taxonomy places the organism in Eukaryota, Metazoa, Chordata, Mammalia, Macroscelidea, Macroscelididae. Gene Ontology annotation, molecular function: RNA polymerase II cis-regulatory region sequence-specific DNA binding; DNA-binding transcription factor activity, RNA polymerase II-specific. The transcript is spliced from 19 exons. Bases 578 to 2962 code for a protein of 794 amino acids.